Messenger RNA from Tigriopus californicus, 5290 nucleotides. RefSeq names its product cadherin-99C-like. Bases 340 to 5103 code for a protein of 1587 amino acids. Gene Ontology annotation, biological process: homophilic cell-cell adhesion. Gene Ontology annotation, cellular component: catenin complex; plasma membrane. NCBI's taxonomy places the organism in Eukaryota, Metazoa, Arthropoda, Copepoda, Harpacticoida, Harpacticidae. Gene Ontology annotation, molecular function: calcium ion binding; cadherin binding. The record is from RefSeq and is a predicted model, not a curated record. The transcript is spliced from 22 exons.
GGGGCUCCACAGUUCAACUCAUGAGCUCACAUACCUCAUAUGAAUGUGUGAGUGUGUACCACUAAAACCACUAUAACCAAAACCAACCCAGGAGUAGAGUCGUAUGCUUCUCUGGGAGUGAGGGAGGUGGAGAGAGUGAGAGAAACCAGCUUUUACGAAGUGAAACACAAAACCCGGAAAUCAGAUUGGUGCGGAGAUACACAUAUAUUUCCAUUGUUGUGAAUUGUGAUGUGUUGUGUGUGGUGAUCUGAACGAAGACUUUAAAAAGUUUCCAUCAACGAAACUUCGCAUCGGCCUCUUUCCGACUGACAUGCUGUAACCGCCUUAAAAGUGUUCAAAAUGGCGAAUAUAUGGGGCCUGAGGAUGGUGCUUCAUGGGGUGAUGAUGCUCGCUUUGGCAUCGCUGAACCAUGGACAAGAGGCAGAUCCAUGCACAGUGCAAACAGGAGACAGUCAAGUGAUUCUGAAUCUGGUCGAGUCCCAAGGCGAUCAAGUGGACCAACUUACCAGCCCUGUGGAACUCCCUAUCACUGGUGUGCCAGGAACGGAUAUUGAGCUGGAGAUCCUUCCUCCCGAUCGACGCGAGGACCGACAGUUCUUCAAAUUGAGCGGGAAACAAGUGCAACUCCUCGAGCCUCUGGAUCGAGAUCAAUCGGAUUUAUCCUCGCUAAUGUUUCAACUCACGUGCAUCGAUCUGCAAACCCGUCGCAGGAAAACCAUUCCGGUCGUGGUUACCAUUUCCGACAUCAACGACAAUCCGCCAGUAUUCCAAGGCAAUCCUUACGUCAUCACGAUCCCGGAGAGCACUCCAAUCAAUUCAAUCGUGUUUGCUGGUCUCAAAGCCACGGAUCCUGAUUCAAAUGUCAAUGGUCAAGUGGAAUUCCACGUGGUUCCUGGAGAUGGAACCCCUCAAGACGGCUUCGGCAUUUUCGAGAUUGACUUGCCCCAUCAAGGAUUGGUCAAAUUGGCUAAAAAGCUCGACUACGAAGAUGUCAAAACCUAUUACCUCAACAUUCAAGCAUCAGACCGAGCGGUGGACCCUGAAGGACGCUUUACCGCCAAUACCGUUUUGACGAUCAAUAUUCUGGACAGUGACGACCUCAACCCCAAGUUCUCAGAAUCCACCUACACGGCUCGAGUUACAAGUGGGAUUGUGGGCGGGCCCUUGCACGUUUCUCCGGAAAAGAUCAGGGCGGAAGAUCAAGAUACGCUGAGAACGGCUGUGAAGUACAGCUUCGCCGAUGGAAGCCCGGCCUCGUUCCAUGAUGUGUUCACCAUUGAUGAAGACACAGGGGUGGUGAAGCAAAUUCAAUCGGCCGAUAAAUCUACUGUGAAACUAUUUGAUAUUGUUGUCAAGGCUGAAGAGCAAUCCGACGACAAAAAGUUUGCCACGGCCAGACUUUUGGUUCAGGUUCAUGCCGAGGAUGUCAACCCUCCAGUUUUAGUGGCCACAUCAAGGGUUGGAUUCGUGCCGGAAAACUCCAAGAUCGGAACACGAGUCACCGAUCAACGAGGCCAGGAAAUCAAAUUUGUGGUCACGGAUGCCGAUCACAUUGGAGCAGAUGACCCUGCUGCCAAAUAUGACUUUGAAAUGACCACCAACUUCUUCACCGUCGACGAGGAAGGUUACUUGGUGGUCAAUGACGAGAACUUGGAUCGAGACCCGCCCAAUGAAGACAAGCUCAACUUCCAAGUGUCUCUGAACCAUCGAAGGAGAGAGUUGUCAUCAAUCUAUGCUCGAGAGGCUGAUGGUGCCAGGAACACUUCGGCUCCCUUGAGCAUGACCAUUAACAUCCAGGAUGUGAAUGACAACGCUCCAUCUUUGGCCUCUAUUCGGGACGUUGUAUUGGCGGCUGGGACCUCUCGGAGGGUCAUUGCCAAGCUCAAUGCCACGGACAAUGAUUUGGACAAGGACCUUCGCUUCAGACUACUGAAGGUUACCAACAAUGGGAAGAACAAGUUUGCCGUCAAUUCUCGCACUGGAGACGUUGAGGUCAUGGCACCCGUGAAGACUGGCGAGCGUUUCAGCUUGAGUGUGGCCGUCGUCGACAAGGGCGGUCUUAGUAGCGAAGGUGUCUUGGAAGUCCGAGUCAACUCUGGACCCAAUUUGAGAGGACCCGCCUUUGAUCAGUUCCUCUAUGAGGCCAAGGUCAGCGAAGGAGCGCCCAAAUUUGCUUCAGUGGUGACGGCGCAAGCCAAGGACCCUGAAGGAGACCCUGUUCGCUAUUCGAUCAUUGAAGGCAACGAUGCGGGUCAUUUUCAAAUCGAGGAGAGCACUGGAAUCAUUCGCGCCAUGCACCCCUUAGAUCGGGAGACCCUCCGACGAUAUUCAUUGGUUGUCAGAGCCGAAGAUCCUGGUGGCAAGUUUGGCACAGCCACUGUCAACAUUGUUGUGACGGAUAUCAACGAUCAGAAUCCUUUUUUCGUGGACCUUCCUUACUCGUUUCGAGUCAAGGAGGGAGAAACAGGAGCCUCUGUAGGGCGGGUUCGUGCUGAAGAUCAUGAUAUUGGAGACAAUGCACUCAUCUACUACUCUGUUCCCGAUGAUUCGUUAUUCUCCAUUGACGCCAUCAGCGGAGAAAUCCGGACCAAUGCCGACUUAGACUUUGAGCGUCAUUCCGUCCAUUACUUGGUAGUGAGUGCCAAUGACGGGGGAAAGCAAUCAAGGAUCGCCACUGCCACGGUCACGGUCUUGGUUCAAGAUACGGCCGAUGAAGUGCCCCGUUUCCCCACUCAAGUUUAUGAAGCUUCGGUCCCGGAAAAUGUCAAGGACUACCUCGUCACAACUGUCAUGGCUGAAGAUCUCGACUCGGAACCCAGUGUGACUUACCGUUUGGUCCAAGGAGACUUGGACAAGUUCAAGAUUCAUCCCAAAUCAGGUGUGAUCCGGACAACCCGAGGGCUUGACUUUGAGCGUCAGAGCACUUUUACCCUGAUCGUCGGGACAGAGGAGUCCAGAUUGAGUGGGUUGGACAAUUUACCUGGAGUUACGGCCGAGGUGCAAAUCAAAGUGGAGGAUCGAAACGAUAUUCCUCCCAUGUUCACCCGAAGCCCUCGAGGAAACCUGAUCGAUGUUCGGAAUGACGCUCGCAUUGGAACCAUCAUUGGGACCGUGGCAGCCACGGAUGCGGAUGGUACCACCCCUGGGAACGAGGUCCGAUACGAGAUCACGGCUGAUGGAAGCUCGGAAAAGGCGGUCUUGUACUUCGGUAUUGAUAAUGAACGCGGAGACAUCCGAGUCCGAGAUGAUUUGACGCAGGAACUCUUUGACGAAUACAGGCUUCAAAUUCGAGCGUAUGAUUUGGGUGAGCCAUCCUUGGAUUCAACCAUUAUGGUACGAGUUCGUGUCAAACAAGUGAUCACUCUUUCACCGGAAGAAGGGGUUGGGUUCAUUGAAACGAGCCAGUUUGUGGAGGUUCCAGAGAACCUCGCCGAAGAAGCAUUGAUCAAGACACUGGCCCUUAGUCCAAGAUCCGACAAGGCCAAAGGCUUGAAGAUCCUCUGUGAUGUGGUCAGUGUUAGGAACCAUCAAGACCAAGAGAUCCCUGGAAUGUUCUAUGGACGUCUGAACGAAGAGGGUCACUGUGACUUGAUCCAUGGAAAAGGAAACUUGGAUCGAGAAAGUGAUCCCAAUUUCAAGGUAGAAAUCAAGCUCAACACUCUGUCAGCUUAUGCAAAUCCAAAGAAAAUGACGGCCAAGGUGAAUGUGGUCUUAUUGGAUGAGAAUGACAAUGCCCCUCAAUUCAUCUACAACGAAGACAUUAGUCGUGUGGUCAAAGAUCAGUACAUUGUGGCAAUCCAUGACACCCUUCCCAUAAACGACCUGGUCUUCAAGGUCAAGGCCUUCGACAAAGACUCGGGUGAGAACAGUCGUCUGGAGUACGAACUCAGAGGAGAUAACAUUGCUCAAGACUACUUUGCCAUCAAUAGUGAGACUGGCGAAGUCACCAACAUUGACACGUUCAUUGGCGUUUCUCAAGAGGAUUUGCCGUUUGAAUUGAUUAUUCUGGUUCGAGACAACCCCAAUGACCAUUCUCUGAGCAAGACCCAACAGACCAUCCUAGUGGUCAAUUUGUUGCGUCCUGGAGAUGGGAUCGUUCUGACCAUUGCCGACACUCCUCCAAAUGUGAUGUCCCAAAAGAAAGGGGAGCUCAUGGAGUUGUUGCAACAAAACACCAACCUUUUAGUCACCAUUGAUAAGAUGAUGCCAGCCAUGGGCAAAUAUGGAAACGGCUCUUGUUGCAAGCCUCUCCCAAGAAGCACAGACGUGUAUUUCCACGUGGUCGAUCCAAAUACCAAUGAGAUUCUACCGUUUGACCACGAAAAGGUUCAGAGAUCCAUAUCUUCGAAACAAGCGGCUUCCAACCUCAAAUAUGCCAUUGCUGGACAUCUUGGAGUGCAAGCUGCUGAUGUCCAUGAACCCUAUGUUAGUACUUAUGAAAGUGCCAGCAACGCUUCGCCUAUUCGCACGGCAGGGUCCACUUAUGAAGGGUUUCCAACGCUGCUGAUCAUAUUUGGAUGCCUGGUCUUUGCCUUGGCCUUUGUGGCCAUUUGCUAUCUAUGCUUUAUCAAACGCAAAAUGAUUACCAACGAAGAAAAACAAACCAAAAUGAUUGUCAUUCCGAGAUAUGAACCCGUGUUUGUGGAGCCCAGUCACAAACAGUAUGAGACUCAAGUACUUCAAAUGUCUGUGCCCAUCGACGACAAUGACCAGAUCCGAAGUGGACCUCAAGUUGGGAGUGAUUCCUCCUUCAACCUGGACAGCAUCAGCUACAUCACUAAGGACAGAUUCAGCAGCAUGGGCGACCAAUCUCCCAUGCACAGCGAUUCCACGGAGGCCACCAGACUCUCACCUGGAGUUGGCAACCAAUCUGGGCAUUAUGCCACUGUUGAUGGAGACGAGGACCGGGUCACGCCCAUACGCAAUCCACUGUUUGGACGGUCAGAUGAUGAUGAAGGGCUGAGAAGAUUGAGUGCCAGCACCACCAAUGCCAAUGUGCUGUUUGGAGAGCCCCGGAGGGAGUUUGCGAGUUCCACGCCAAAGCGACAGAGCUCCAGCCAGGAAUUGGAGGAGACCAGACCCAGAGGCACCACUCAGCUUUGAUCCCCCUGAAUGUGAUUUGCUAGAAGAAACUAAUUCUAUUGUGUCAAAAUCAAACCCAACCAUUAUCGUGAUGGUGCCAGAUCGAAUCGCGUGUCAUAUUGCCACCGCCCAUUUCUCAAAUUUGCUCUGAUCUCCUGUGUGUAAAUAUGUUUCCUAGUGAUCUUCAAAUAAAUGUAACACUCUGUUC